UCUACUCAGACCCUAAGACUGUUUACUCCAGUCCCUUUCAAGAAGGCUGGGUGAGAUUUAAGUCUCUUGGGGGCUGGAGAGGGGACACUCGCCUUCAGAGGAAGGUGUCUUGACUUGGGAGCUGGGAUCAGAAAUUGUUCCUUCUCUUUGGGAAGGUGUGGAAAUGUCCCUUGUCACGGGGGUGCUGAGAGGGUAGCUGGAACCACAGGAGACAUUUCAUACAAGCAUCUGGCUUCCUGCAGGUGAUUUAACAGGGCAAAAUGGCAAUACGGGAUAGGAAGAUGUGUGUGUGGGAGCUUUCAAAUUGGAGAAGAGAUAUGACUGUCCAUCUUGCUCUUUUCCUGUCUCUUCUCUUACAGAUUUGGAGGCUCAUCACCAACUUCCUCUUUUUUGGGCCCUUGGGAUUCAGUUUCUUUUUCAACAUGAUAUUUUUGUACAGAUAUUGCCGAAUGCUUGAGGAAGGCUCCUUUCGGGGAAGGACGGCCGACUUUGUCUUCAUGUUUCUCUUCGGGGGAUUUCUCAUGACACUCUUCUGCCUCUUCGCCAGCCUCUUUUUCCUGGGCCAGGCUUUCACCAUCAUGCUGGUGUAUGUGUGGAGCCGCCGGAACCCGUACAUCCGCAUGAACUUCUUCGGGCUCCUGAACUUCCAGGCCCCCUUCUUGCCCUGGGUCCUGAUGGGCUUCUCCCUACUGCUGGGCAAUUCCAUAAUCAUUGAUUUGUUGGGAAUUGCAGUGGGUCACAUCUAUUACUUCCUUGAAGAUGUUUUUCCCAGCCAGCCUGGAGGGAAGAAGUUGCUACUCACUCCAGGCUUCCUGAAGCUGGUGUUUGACACUCCCGAAGAGGAUCCCAACUACAACCCCCUUCCUGAGGAUCAGCCAGAGAACUGGCCAGCUGACCAGCCAGGACAGAAUCAGCAACAGCCGCCGCCUCAGUAGUGGGGAGAACCUGCUCUCCCCCACCUGGCCAAACUCUUCUUCUUGCUGGACUGAUGCUGUUCCCAAGGCAGAGGGAGUGUUGCCAUGGACCAAGGCUGCCUUGAACUGCUCUGGGCUUGAUUUUAGUCUGUAUUAAUAUCUCAUUGUUCUCUUGCGCUAGCCUGUUUGCCAAGCUGUUCUCUGGAGUAUCAUAUUUAUAGACUGAAAAGUUACAUAUGUGCAGAAGUGGUAUGUGUGUCUGUUUAAUGCCAGGGAAGUGCAUGAAGUUUCACGUUGUUCAGCUGUUGCAACAUGCCAGCCAGCCCAGUCCUAGAGCAUCACAAGGGCGCAUUGCUUCAGCUCUGCCCCUCUUCUCCUUUCCCCCUAGUCUUAUUUUUCAGUGACAGGGCUGCACCUGGCUGGGAAAGCGGCAACCUAGAACAGUCAUUACGUAGGCACUAGUCUGAGACUUAGCAAGGGCAGUGUCCCUAAGGGGAAACUAUUUCGCAUUCAGCUCUAACAGGGAAGGCAGAGUGAAUUUACCUCCAGAGAGAGAGCUCCACCACAAGGAUGAUGGGAGCCUGAAUGCUGCAUGGAGAGGAAAUAUGUCCCCUUGAUGCUGGACAAACUCAGGGUGAUGCAGGAUCCGUAAAGACACAAAGGGCCUUAUUGGUGUAAGUCACAGGGUUGUUUCAGGCUGUGCCCCCAGGUUCUAACAGUGCUUACAACUCAAUCUUUGAGGCUCUGUUCAGUGGCUCACCUGUUAAGUCACUACAUUUAAAUAACAAGGCUUGCCCCUGUACAGCCUAGCAAUACGUUUUAGGCUGUAUCUACAGUCAAAGUUACACUGUGUAAAAAGCCAAUUGCACUAAACCUGUGUAAAUGCCUGUGAACUAUAUCUAAAAUUGAAACCCAUUUAACUAAGGCUCCAUGCACAAUUGCACCCGUUUAACUAAUACAAACAGUUUAUAUUAGAAGAGCACCAGUGACCUUGGAAUCAGAGUGGGGUGAGUAACUAUCACUGUUAGCAGAAGCCAAACAGUAGGAGCCUGAAGGGAAAGGAAGCUCAAUGAUCAGCCAUAAACUUUAUUCUCUGCUGCUUGCAUCAAGUGUUACUGUAAGCAGAGGCUGAAGACUUCUCCCCACGAAGCAAGCAUAGCCUUAGCACCCACACAAUGAAAAAUUGAGUGCUACCGAGCCCCAUUCAUGGUGAGGAGGGGGUCACAAGGAAAUUUACUCAUUUAAAUUCUAAGCUUAGUUGCAUAGCAGUCAAGCUUUUGACAGUAGGAAAUUGUUGGAAUAACCUACUGGUAAAAGGGAAAUAGCACUUGGGCAGCAUAGCUGGUUAGUGGAGGGGUUAAGACAGCAGUGACAGAGCAGCUGAAUCUGAAGUCCAUAGCUUUUGGUAACUCCCUGACAUCUGAAUUUUAUAUCUUCCCUCUCACAGCCUAGUGCCCCCCCCAUCAGAAACCUGUUCACUUUCAAACUGCCAUGGUGCAAGGUGCAGCAUGACAAUACUCAGGCUAAAAGGAGAUUUCUGACAAUGCUAGAAGUGCGGGUGGACAAGGAUGAAGAGGUUUUACAGCCUCCUUUAGUACAAGAGCCAUGACAUCAGUGUCGGAUUAUACAAUCUUCCCUGCUUGCUACGUUUUCUCUCGGUUUUCCUGGGGAAGGAGUGCAAGUUCUAGCAAAGCAGCCAACCAGCUUGCCUUUGUUGCCAGGUAAAUAAAAAAACCCCAAAAG
This is a messenger RNA of Pelodiscus sinensis (Chinese soft-shelled turtle), 2657 nucleotides long. NCBI's taxonomy places the organism in Eukaryota, Metazoa, Chordata, Testudines, Trionychidae. The record is from RefSeq and is a predicted model, not a curated record.